Molecule: messenger RNA, 510 nt
Organism: Branchiostoma belcheri (Belcher's lancelet)
Lineage: Eukaryota; Metazoa; Chordata; Leptocardii; Amphioxiformes; Branchiostomatidae
Product: leucine-rich repeat-containing protein 15-like
Exons: 4
Coding region: 1-510 (169 amino acids)
Molecular function (GO): protein binding
Source: RefSeq, a predicted model, not a curated record
AUGGGCAGGAAGCUGCGACAGGGCAACCAUAUAACUCACAUCAAGUCAGGUACAUUUUCAAAUUUACUUAGCCUCAACAAGUUGACCCUGUCUCGGAAUCAAAUAUCUUACAUUUAUCCAGGUGCAUUUACGAAACUACCCCAGCUUCAAGUUUUAAAGCUGUAUAGCAACAAGAUAACUGAAAUACAGACAGGGACGAUUUCAAAUCUACUCAGGCUCCGAUGGUUGUCAUUGCAGUAUAAUCAGAUAACUUCCAUAGAGUCACAUACGUUCUCAAACCUACCACAUCACAUCCAGUCAGGUACAGGCACAAAUUUAUCCAACCUCGAGUCUUUGAAUCUGGCCUGCAACAGGAUUACUUGCAUUCCUUUUGGUGAAUUCUCAAAUCUACCCAAGCUGACAUCUUUGGACUUGUCUUUCAAUAAGAUAACUUACAUUCAGUCAGAAACAUUCUCAAAUCUGCCCAAACUCAAAUAUUUUUACAUAUACAGCAUCAACACCUUCAUUUAG